GAAGGGAGGAGCAGAUGGGAAAUGGAAUUUGUGACAUUUGUGGGCACAGGCCUGCGACGCAUAUUAUCACCACCUCACGCGGUGGACGCCAGCAGAUAACGGAGUUAUGUGAACAGGACCAUGCCCGUUUGCGAGGUAAAAGCCGUGCCGCUUCUCCGUUCGAUUCUCUAUUUAGCGGCGGGGGCUUUAAUAUGUUUGACGAUCUGCCUAGUGAGUUUAGUAGGCUAAGCUCAGACAUGGGAUAUCCGCUGCCACGUGACCGCGAAGCGACUAACUUGGAAGAUUAUCUCUCAGAACACACCAAAGAGAUAAUUCAGCAGGCCGCUGAAACCACCGUAAAAUUUGGCCGCCGUGAAGUAGAUACGGAACAUCUGUUGUACGCAUUGGCCGAUAGUGAUGUAACAGCUGAAAUUCUAAAACAAUUCAAGCUGGCAAAGGAUGACCUUAAAGGUUAUAUCGAGGUGAACACACCAAGGGGUGACGAGAGAGAGCCGGAAGAAGGUCAGGUUGAAGUAAUGGUUUCACCUCGUGUGAAGGCGGUUCUAGAAAGCGCGUUUCAAGCUGCGCGCGAGUUAGGGCACGGCUAUGUCGGGCCUGAGCAUCUACUGAUCGCGCUGGCGGAAGAAGAUGAAGGUUUGGCUGGAGAAAUUUUGCGUAGGUAUGGCUUAACACCUCAGGCUUUGCGUCAAAAAACGGUUAAAGUCGUUGGCAAAGGUGCCAAAGAAGGUCGCGUGGAGAGUAAAACAAAUACCCCGCAACUGGAUAAGUUCUCGCGCGACCUUUCUAGACUUGCAAAUGAGGGUAAGCUUGAUCCAGUUAUAGGACGAGCGAAAGAGAUUGAGACGACGAUGCGGCCGCUUGUAUCUGAUACUGCGACGUCGUCAACGAAU
Galdieria sulphuraria is the source of this 890-nucleotide messenger RNA. Its product is annotated as ATPase, AAA family. Gene Ontology annotation, biological process: cellular response to heat. The record is from RefSeq and is a predicted model, not a curated record. NCBI's taxonomy places the organism in Eukaryota, Rhodophyta, Bangiophyceae, Galdieriales, Galdieriaceae. Gene Ontology annotation, molecular function: ATP hydrolysis activity. Gene Ontology annotation, cellular component: cytoplasm. The transcript has a single exon. The annotation marks the transcript as partial.